AUGUCGGUCGCCAAUCCAUCGACACCCGCCAAGUCUUUGGCGGCGGCGGGCGGCGAGAGCAAGGGCAAGGGCGGCGUCUCGCCCAUCGCCACGCUCGCCUUCGGUGCGCUCUCGGGGGGUGCAUCGUGCAUCCUGCUGCAGCCUUUCGACCUGCUCAAGACGAGACUACAGCAGCUCGACGCAUCCGAGUCUCGCAAGCCCCGUUCGGCGAGCUUAGCCCACCUGUCGCGCACGCAGAAGCUCAAGAAUGUCACAGUCAACAUCGUCGAAACGCAAGGGUGGCGGGGCCUGUGGCGAGGGACGGUGCCGACGGUCGUGCGCAACGUGCCCGGCGUCGCCCUCUACUUCUACUCGGUGUCCAGCCUGCGUGCCUUUGCGUCGACGCACCAGGUGCCCUUUGUCUCGGUGACCGGCUCCAACCUCGAAAGUGGCAGCGGCAGCACGAGCACCAUGGCGAAGCUCUCGACGGUCGGCAACCUGGCGACGGGCGCCGUGGCGAGGGUCGCCGUCGGCUUCAUCCUCAGCCCGGUGACGGUGGUCAAGGCCAGAUUCGAGUCGUCCAACUUUUCGCACACCGCCGAGUCGUCCCUGCGCUCGUCGCUGCGUGAGAUCUACUCGCACGGCGGCUUCCGCGGCUUCUUCCAGGGGUUCACUGCCACGGCGUUGAGAGACGCACCGUACGCCGGGCUCUACCUGGCGCUGUAUGAAGGGUGCAAGGUGGAGCUCGCAGCCCUCACAAGAAGCGCGGACGGGUCCGCAGGGUCCGGGACGGGCAGCUGGGGCGUCGUGACGGCGAGCGGUCUGGUGGCCGGUACGUUGGCGACUGUCCUGACGCAUCCGUUCGACAUCAUCAAGACGAGGAUGCAGACCACACCGCCGGAGCUGCUGGCCGAGAUCAGCGGCAAGCCAUUGGGACCCGGUCGGCCGCCACGGCCCUCUCUUGUCGCCAUGACGCGGCAUCUCUUGGCCACGUCCGGUCCUCGAGCGCUCCUCGAUGGGUUAGGGCUGCGGUGCGCGAGAAAGGCAGCGAGCAGCGCCAUCGGCUGGGGCAUCUUUGAGGGCGGUCGGACGUGGUACCGCGAACGCGAGAACAGCAGAUUGCUCUCGCAGCAGGCGACGGCCAAGUCGACCGAGGGCGUACAGGUGCAGGGAUAG
Molecule: messenger RNA, 1155 nt
Organism: Pseudozyma flocculosa PF-1
Lineage: Eukaryota; Fungi; Basidiomycota; Ustilaginomycetes; Ustilaginales; Ustilaginaceae
Exons: 3
Coding region: 1-1155 (384 amino acids)
Biological process (GO): glycine import into mitochondrion
Cellular component (GO): mitochondrion; mitochondrial inner membrane
Molecular function (GO): glycine transmembrane transporter activity
Source: RefSeq, a predicted model, not a curated record